Messenger RNA from Cuscuta epithymum, 996 nucleotides. The record is from the annotation of a GenBank genome assembly. NCBI's taxonomy places the organism in Eukaryota, Viridiplantae, Streptophyta, Magnoliopsida, Solanales, Convolvulaceae.
CCCAAACGAUCAAUCUCUUCCACAACGAUCAUGUCUUCUUCUUCUUCUUCUUCUUCUUCUUCUUCUUCUUCUUCUUCUUCUUCUUCUUCUUCUUCUUCCAUUCUCCAUCUUAAUGGAAUCCAUCGUGCAGUGACGUCUCAAUGGAAAGUCAUUCGGCUAUGAAAUCCCCUUCCGCAUUGCAUCCUUUCUCUCACCUCGUGCCAUUCGGAUCUAAAAAGAAUACAACAGGGAGGUCGGAAGUUAUUGAAGCUAAGGUUUGGAAGGGUUCAGCCACACUCUCGAUGGCAUAUGUCGGGGCCAUCUUUGCAAAUGCUUGCUUCAAAGAAUUGAAUGGAGUUCCUGAUGUUAUUGAAUGUUCCUUUGCACAGUCAACCAUAACUGAGCUUCCUUUCAUUGCAUUCAAGGCUGUUUGUGGAAUGAUGCUUUCAGAAAGUCAUAUGUUGCAGAUUAGAAGAGAUUAUGGUGGGACGCUGAACAAGCUAAAGAAGACUCUUGCUCAUGGAGAUAUUUUGGUUUUCGUCUCGGAUCGACAUGAUGGAAUUAUUCAUGUAGCAAGAACAGGAUCUCCACACGCUGAACAUGGCUACGUUGCCCAACACAUUUUAGGCAAUAUUAGAGCAAAAUUUAGAGGAUCUACUACUCGUUUUCCAUGAAAGUUCACUAGGUAGUCAGGUCUACCACAAGAUCCUCCUAUUCGUGGUUAUUUGUUGAAGUUCAACUGGAGAAUUUGGUUACCGACAACGUUGUUUAAUUACGUUGUAAGAAAUGUCGACACAAUAAGAAGUCUUGCAGGAAUCCUAUCCUGAUCCGUAGUUCUUAGUUUGAUAACAUUUUAUGGAUUUAGUUUUUUAUUUCCUAGAAUAACAUUUGUAACUGCCAUGAUUUGGUGGCAUUGAAAUUUAUGUUAAUUGACAAUUUGACAUGACUUUUAGUGUUUCAGUUGAUACACUUUUGGUUGUCAUAUAUAUUUAAGUAGCAGACAUAUUUAAAAUUAAU